Molecule: messenger RNA, 2591 nt
Organism: Musa acuminata AAA Group (dessert banana)
Lineage: Eukaryota; Viridiplantae; Streptophyta; Magnoliopsida; Zingiberales; Musaceae
Product: protein RETICULATA-RELATED 5, chloroplastic-like
Exons: 7
Coding region: 134-2377 (747 amino acids)
Source: RefSeq, a predicted model, not a curated record
AUGAUAACGUAAUGGCCAAUCCAUGUAUUGAACGGCGUCAAGUGAAAACGGUUAUCGAUCGCAACGUUCCGAGCGAUAGCGCGGCGGGGACGGGGGUGUCGAGUUCACCAACGAGCGACGUCCGCCGCUGGAAAUGAUCGCCAACUCCCAUAACAUCGCCGAUCUCAAAUCCUCGUACCUUGCCCGUUGCCCCUCCCCUCGCCGACCCUGCGGUCGCCUCGCCCGCCAGUUCUCCCCCGCUGCCCUCCGCCGUGACACCGCUGUAGGGGAUGGCGAGGGCCGGGCGGUCCUCGCGGCGAAUAGGCGGGAGUUCUUGCUCUUGCCCUCCUUGGCCAUGGCCGCGGGCUUCCUCCACUCGGUAGCCGCCGCCGCCUCCGCUACGGCGACGGAAGAGAAGCCCCCCGAGCCAGUCCCCUCCGCCUCCGCACCACCCUCCGUCGUAGACGUGGAGAAAGGGAAUGACAGGAAGAAGGAGAAGAAGGAGGAAGGACAACCUGAGAUACUAUCUAGGGUUUACGACGCGACGGUGAUCGGGGAGCCGCAGGCGGUGGGGAAGGACAAGAGGAGAGUGUGGGAGAAGCUGAUGGGCGCUCGCGUGGUGUACUUGGGGGAGUCUGAGAUGGUGCCGGAUCGGGACGAUAGGGUUCUUGAGCUGGAGAUCGUGAAGAAUCUUAGGAAUCGGUGCUUGGAGCAGCAGAGGACCGUAUCUUUGGCUCUAGAAGCAUUCCCUAUCGAUCUCCAACAACAGAUCGAUCAGUUCAUGGAUGAAAGAAUUGAUGGAGGAAGCUUAAGAUCUUACACUUCUCAUUGGCCACCUGAACGCUGGCAGGAGUAUGAACCUCUUUUAAAUUAUUGUCGUGACAAUGGAGUCAAGCUUAUUGCUUGUGGUACACCGCUGAAGGUUCUGAGAACUGUUCAAGCUGAAGGUAUUCGAGGUCUUUCCAAAAACGAACGGAAGCUAUAUGCUCCUCCAGCUGGCUCAGGCUUCAUUUCUGGCUUCUCUUCUAUCUCUGGGCGAUCAAUGAUAGACAAUAUCUCGUCAAACCAAUCUGUUCUUUUUGGUCCUAGUUCAUACCUGCCAGCGCAAGCAAGAGUUAUUGAUGAGUAUACCAUGUCCCAGAGUAUAAUGAAAGCUAUAAACAGUGGCAGUUCAGCAGAUAUGCUUAUUGUUGUAACUGGUGCAAGCCAUGUAAUUUAUGGAUCUAGAGGAACUGGAGUUCCUGCUAGAAUAUCAAAGAAAUUGCAAAAGAAAAACCAAGUUGUCAUCCUACUCGAUCCUGAAAGGCAACAAAUUCGGAGGGAAGGUGAAGUCCCUGUUGCUGAUUUCUUGUGGUACUCUGCUGCUAAACCUUGCAGCAGAAAUUGCUUUGAUCGUGCCGAAAUUGCUCGCGUGAUGAAUGCAGCUGGUCAGAGACGAGAAGCACUACCUCAGGACCUUCAGAAAGGAUUGGAUCUUGGAAUAGUAUCGCCAGAGAUAUUACAGAACUUUUUUGAUCUUGAGCAGUAUCCUUUGAUCUCAGAACUUAUUCACCGAUUUCAAGGUUUUCGGGAAAGACUUUUGGCAGAUCCUAAAUUUCUACAUAGGUUGGCCAUAGAAGAGGCUAUUUCAAUAACAACCACUCUUUUAGCACAAUAUGAAAGACGUAAAGGAUGUUUCCUUGAAGAAAUUGACUAUGUUCUAACUGAUACGAUCAGAGGUUCUGUUGUUGAUUUCUUUACUGUGUGGCUUCCUGCUCCUACUCUUUCAUUUUUGACUUAUGCUGAUGAAAGUUCAUCCUUUGAGGACUUUGAAAUACUAAAAGGCCUUUUAGGAUCAAUUCCAGAUAAUGCCUUCCAAAAGAAUGUUGUGGGUAAAGAUUGGAAUUUUAGUCAUAGAUUUGCAUCGGUGUUUUUUGGUGGUCUGAAACUUGCUGGGGUGGGAUUUAUCUCUAGCAUUGGUGCUGGAGUUGCUUCCGAUGUUCUAUAUUUUAUUCGCAAAAAUCUGAGGCCUGCAUUAUCUGUGAAUAGCAGACGGAAAAGGUCUCCCAUAUUAAAAUCAGCAAUGAUAUAUGGAAGCUUUCUUGGAACAUCAGCAAACCUGCGUUACCAGAUAAUUGCUGGAAUAGUAGAACACCGCCUUUCAGAUUAUCUAAUAUCUUACAACAAUGGACCACUACUUGUUAAUGCAUUGUCUUUCACUGUCCGCACAAUCAACUCAUAUUGGGGAACACAGCAAUGGGUAGAUCUAGCACGAUUUACAGGACUACAGACAAAUAAAAAGGGAGCUAUCCCUGAUCCGAUUGCAGAAACACCUGAUAUCCCACUUUUAGAGUGCAGCUCUACAAAAUUAAACAAUAUAGAUGAAAGCAAUAAUCAGUCUGGCGACACCUCUCCAUAAUGCAUCCUCCUCACUGAGAAAGAUGGUUUCAGACUCGGCAACAGACAGCAUGGUGGUUCAUCUGCCACAUGGCCACCACAAUAUGCUACAAUUUUGGUCAUUAAAGCUCAAUUAUUUAGCUUUUCUUUCUUGAGAUCUAAACUUGCAAUUUUGGUCCCUUAAUCUGUAUCGAAUUGUGAAAAUCCAGCACUAAUAGAAAUAUCCUAUUCUUCAA